CUCCCGAGUUUUUGUGUUUAAUUUUGAUUCAGAUAAUUUAUAUCACAGAUAUCUGAACGUUUCUGAACUAGUUCUUUCGCGAUCUAGACAACCCUACUAUAUAUGUAACUUUGAACUGCUAUAAGAUAGGAUGUAAAUAAAUAAGAGCAAUUUUGUGUAUUAAUAUUUAUAUAAUGCAUUCUUAAUUCUUUAACUUAAAAACUUACUUAAAUUUAUAACUGGAUAAAUAUAUAUCCAGUUACAAAUUUAAUAGCCAUUCAAAUUACGGAAUCUUAGAAUCUUCACUAUGAAAUUCUAACCCUAUGAACCCUGUUAUUCAAUUAAAAAGAGUUUUAAAUUUAAAUUAAAUUUACUGAACAAGAUGUAUUCCAGUACAGUCGACAAUGCAUUGUUGAAGAAUAUGAGAAAUUUAUAUGUAUCUUAUAAGCAUCAUGAAAACAGUUUUGUCCUUAAUUUUUUAAAUAAAAAUGUACCAUCCACUCAUGAGCCACAGUACAAGACCAUAAAACAUGAAAAUGGUUCGGAGAUGUUGCAAUUUGCAAUAGACAGAGAAACAAUGCUUAAGAAUGUACUCACACCAGAUAUAUCAUUUGAAAAACUUCAUGCAGACUUUGAAAGAAAGCACAUUGUUAUAGACUUCAGCUCCCCGAAUAUUGCAAAGCCUUUUCAUGUUGGGCAUUUAAGAUCUACCAUAAUUGGUAACUUUAUUGCAAAUAUUAACAAAUGUUUCAAUAAUAAAGUGACCAAAAUAAAUUAUUUAGGUGACUGGGGCACACAAUUUGGAUUAUUACAGUAUGGCUUACAAGCUAAGAACAUUGAUGUUAGUAAACUUAAAAGUAAUCCAAUAAAGUGUUUAUAUGAUACAUAUGUAUAUGCUAAUAAAUUAGCAACCACUGAUGCAGAAGUACAGAAGCAGGCUAGAAAGUAUUUCUCUGACAUAGAACAGGGCAAAAUUAGUUUAGAAAAAUGGAAGGAUAUUAGAGAAAUUACUGUAGGUGAACUCGAAAAUGUGUACCAGAGAUUGGGCAUACAGUUUGAUGAAUAUCACUGGGAGUCUGACUAUAAUGGUGGAGCUAUUAAACAUAUAAUAGAUUUACUUGAAAAUAAAAAUAUAAUUACUACAGAUGUCACUGGAAAGAAAGUAGCUAAUGUAAAUAACAGAAAUGUUACUGUGCUAAAAAGUGACAACUCUACCCUGUACCUAUCUAGAGAUGUAGCUGCUCUGCUGGACAGAUAUAAAAGAUAUAAAUUUGAUAAAAUGCUGUAUGUAGUAGAUAAUGCACAAACAGAUCACUUUGCAGCUGUUCUUGAUAUAGUUAAACAACUUGAUAAAGAAUGUACAGAAGGUUGUCUACAUGUAAAGUUUGGUAGAAUAAAAGGCAUGAGCACUAGAAGUGGCAAUGUUGUCUUUCUAAAUGAUAUACUGGAUGAAGCUAAAAGAAAAAUGUAUGAAAAACAACGAGUAUCAAAAAAUACAAGAAGCACUGCCAUGAAUGAAGAGACUUGUGACAUAUUGGGGACAACAGCAGUCAUAGUGAAUGAUUUAAAACAAAGAAGACAAAAAGAUUAUAUAUUUGACUGGGAUAGAGCUCUACAAAGUGAAGGUGACAGUGGAAUCAAGCUUCAAUACCUUCACUGUAGAUUAUGGAGCCUGGAACAAAACUGUGGAAUAUCACUGCCAGAUACAUGUGAACCAAAAUGUUUGCCUGAAGAAGUUAUUGGGGAAGUUGUGGCAGAAUUAGCAAAAUUUGAGGAUAUUCUGUACAGAUCACAUGAGGAAUAUGAAGCAUGUAUCAUUGUUAAUUACUUGUUUCGUCUAGCGCGGUAUAUAAAUAAAAUGUUUAAUGAAUUAAAAGUUAUGAAUAUGGAUCCAGAUAUUGCAGCCCAGAGGCUACUAGUAUUUCACUCAGCUCGUAUUGUUGUUAAAACCGGACUAGAAAUUCUAGGAGUAAAACCAUUGAAAGAAAUGUAAAUAUGUAUUU
Molecule: messenger RNA, 1982 nt
Organism: Achroia grisella
Lineage: Eukaryota; Metazoa; Arthropoda; Insecta; Lepidoptera; Pyralidae
Gene: ArgRS-m
Product: probable arginine--tRNA ligase, mitochondrial
Exons: 3
Coding region: 362-1972 (536 amino acids)
Biological process (GO): arginyl-tRNA aminoacylation; mitochondrial translation
Cellular component (GO): mitochondrion
Molecular function (GO): arginine-tRNA ligase activity; ATP binding
Source: RefSeq, a predicted model, not a curated record